CACAAUUCCUUCGUCUCUUUUCACAUAAAUAUUCCAUCACUACUCAGCAUUUUCUUUUCUUCCUUUCUUUCUCCCCAUUCUUCUUUGUGAACACAAUAUUUUUCAAGCCACUGAACUCAUAAUUCAUAAUCACAUAUAUAUUUAACACUUAAACCAUCUCACUCUUACGAGUGCAAGAAAUAUUAUCUACACUUCACAAACAUUCUUCAACUCCCCGCGUGUUUCUGACAUUUAAGGUUAUAGUUUGAUCAACUUGAAAAGCAGAAAAAAAAAUGAUGAAUAUAUUUUCGGUGUCUGCUGCUGUUUCUUCUGCUUGCAAGCCUAUGGUGAGAUUCCAACCGCCACUAAUGGAUAAUGAUAAUUUAAGGUUUCAACAACAUCGUAAAGAGAAAGUUGUCGUUGUCAUGGGUGCUACCGGAACCGGGAAAUCCAAGUUGGCUAUAGACUUAGCAAACCAUUUUCCACCGGCAGAGAUUAUCAACUCCGACAAAAUGCAAGUGUACAAAGGACUUGACAUCACAACAAACAAAGUCACCGAGGAAGAGUGUCGUGGGGUGCCACAUCAUUUACUUGGAACUAUUGAUCCUGAUUCGAGUUACGCAAUGGACGAGUUUUGCGAAGACGCGACUCUCGCUAUUGGUUCUAUUCUGGGGAGAGACGGGUUACCUAUUAUAGCAGGUGGGUCGAAUUCGUUCAUUGAAGGCUUGGUUAAUCACCACCAUGAGUUUCGUAUGAAGUACGAGUGUUGUUUUCUCUGGGUGGAUGUUUCUAUUCCGGUGCUUCAUUCGUCUUUAUCGGCACGCGUGGAUCGCAUGAUUGAAGCGGGUCAAGUUAAUGAAGUUCGUGAGUUUUUCAACCAAAAAGAUUUUGAUUAUGAUUAUACAAGAGGGAUACGAAGAGCCAUUGGAGUACCUGAGUUUGACGAGUUUUUUAGAGCGGAGUCAGAAGGUGUAACAGAUGGAAGAACUAUGAAGAAGCUUCUAGAAGUCGCUAUUGAUGCUCUUAAAGUGAAUAACUGUAUGCUUGCGAGUAAACAAGUGAAGAAGAUUCAUAGGCUUUAUGGUAUGUGGAAGAGGAACAUGCACCGUCUUGAUGCUACGGAGGUUGUUCUUAAGGAAGAUAAUUGGGAGGAUCGUGUGUUGGCGAAGAGUCUUAGGAUUGUUCAUAAGUUUCUAUACGAGGAUUGUUCACGUGUCACAAGUGGUGGUAAUGGUGGUGGUGGUAAUGGUGGUGUUAUUGUGCCUGCAAAAAUUGCGAGUGUGGCAGGGGUAACCCAUUAGAGGUAGGGUCGAGCCAGCAAGAGAAGAAUCAAAAAUAUAUAUUAUUAUAUAGAUGAAACCACACCACUGACAUUACAAUAUUAUUUGGCAUUCCCACAUAUUUUUUUCUUAUUUUUGGUUUCACUCCACUCCCCUUUCGAAAGGGUCAUGUCAUUGGUAGUAAAAGGUUUACUUGUAUACUACUUACUAGCGGUUGCUAUACAUAAAUAUAAUAUAUUAUCCUUUUUUUUUUAAUUAUACUAGUUGACAGUUCUUAUAGAGGGGUGCUAUGCUUACACUAAAAUCUU
Vicia villosa (hairy vetch) is the source of this 1567-nucleotide messenger RNA. Its product is annotated as adenylate isopentenyltransferase 5, chloroplastic-like. Gene Ontology annotation, biological process: cytokinin biosynthetic process; tRNA modification. Gene Ontology annotation, molecular function: tRNA dimethylallyltransferase activity. Bases 273 to 1280 code for a protein of 335 amino acids. The record is from RefSeq and is a predicted model, not a curated record. Gene Ontology annotation, cellular component: mitochondrion. The transcript has 2 exons. NCBI's taxonomy places the organism in Eukaryota, Viridiplantae, Streptophyta, Magnoliopsida, Fabales, Fabaceae.